GCGGCGACGGCGGAAUGAUGGGUCUCCGCGCGGGAGGAGCGCUGGGCAGAGCCGGGGCGGGCCGGGGAGCGCCCGAGGGACCUGGGCCGAGCGGCGGCGCGCAGGGCGGCAGCAUCCACUCUGGCUGCAUCACCGCCGUGCACAACGUGCCGCUGAGCGUGCUCAUCCGGCCUCUGCCGUCUGUGCUGGACCCGGCCAAGGUGCAAAGCCUCGUGGACACGAUCCGGGAGAAUCCAGACAGUGUUCCCCCGAUCGACGUCCUCUGGAUCAAAGGGGCCCAGGGUGGUGACUACUUCUACUCCUUUGGGGGCUGCCACCGGUAUGCAGCCUACCAGCAGCUGCAGCGAGAGACCAUUCCCGCCAAGCUUGUACAGUCCACCCUCUCGGACCUAAGGGUGUACCUGGGCGCUUCCACGCCAGACUUGCAGUAGCAGCCUCUUUGGUACCUGCCACCACUACCAGGAACCUGGAAGACACCUGGCCUCCAGUGGGCUCGGACAUGCAGAGGUGUAGCAGGAGUGCAUUCUGUUUGUGUGUGGCAGGUGGGUCUGGCUUGAAGCACCCUCUUGGCUAGCUGCAAGACCUUGGACUCAUGACUGAACAGUGUGGGAGCCCCACUUCCCACCUUGGGGGAAAUGAGGUCCUGUGUUUGCUCUUGAGGGAUUAUUGAGAGGCUGAAAUGAGAAAGGAGACGGAUUUGGAGAGUCAUAUGCUACUGGCUCCGGAUUCCCAAGGACAAAGAUCCUUCUGCAUUUCUGUCCUUGUAUUGUAUCGUGUGAAUUCAUUCAUCUGCAAGUGAAGGAAAACCUAGGUUACAGUGACUUAAACAAAGAGAAGUUUCCUUUUCCACAUAGCAUGAAUUCUGGAGACAGUUGACUAAUGAUACUGGUUAAACCACUCAGCAAAGUUAGGGCACACAUCUUGUCACUUCUCAGUCACAAGAUGGCUGCUGUACCUCCAGCAAUUGCAGCUAUGUCCAAGGAAGAAGGGAGUCGGGGAGGAGAAAGGGCCCAGCCAGCUGGACCCGUCAGCUUCUAUCAUAAAUUCAGGACUUUUCCAAAGGCCUGUUUCCUGCUCUCUUCCCCUGUGUAUUUAGAUCAAAAUAGACUUAGAUCUCCUUGGCCCAAACCAGGUGCAGUAGCCACCCCUAGCUGCAAAGAAAGCUAAGACAGCAGGAACACAAUUGUCACAGUUGAGUAGAUCAAUCAUUUCCCAUCUCCUAGAACUGUCACACAGCCUCCUAAAAAAUAUUGGAAUCCCAUUGCCAAGAGAGAAAUGAGAAAUUGUGUAUCAGUUAGCCUUUGCUGAGAAAAAAACAAUUCCUGAACUUGGCAGCUAAAAACAAAUUAUUUGCCUACAAUUCUGUGGGUUAGCAAUUUGGGCUGGACUCAUCUGGGCAGUUCUGCUGAUCUUGCCUGAGGUCACUCAUGGGAUUGUAUGCAAAUCAACUGUCACCCAAAAUGGCCUGGAUGAUCUCAAAUAGCCUGACUCCCUUGUUUCGGCAGUAGGUGGGCUGUUGGCUGGGUGACUUGGUUCUCCUCCAGGUGGCCACUCCACCAGUUAGUUCAGGCUUAUUCACAUGAUGGCAUCAGCGCUGAGAGAGGAAGAGAGAGAGAGAGAUGUGGGGUGUGCAUAGAGGACAGGAACAGAGAGAAAGAUGGAGAGAGAAGUUGCAAGGCUUUUUUGAGUUCUAGGCCAGAACUGGUGUAACAUCACUUCUGCUAAGUCCUUUUGGUGUUUGGCUCAGAUUCAAGGGCUGGGGAAACAGACUAUACCUCGUGGAGAAACUACAAAUGAUUUGUGGCAUGUUUUCUCUCUAUCACAAAUGACUUUGAAUAGCAAAUAACAGUGCUUCUUUGUUUCUUGCUCUCUUGCACGGGGCCUUGCUCUGUCCAGGCUGAAGUCACUAAGACACUGACCUGGCCCUGCAGAGGGGAAGAAGUGAGGGGCGGUGGGUGGGUCUCUCCUAGGGCUGGGCCCACUCUGGGAGGGCCCUCAACAUCUGUACUCUGGUAGGUUAGGGCAGGUGGGUAGGCCAGGUAGGACACUGCAAAGGAGCUUCUGAAAUCCUGUAGUCCUGUGGGGAAGGGAAGAGGCAGAGGAGGGGUGCAGAGUGAGGUGGACCUUACUCUUACUGCACUGCUGAGGGAACUCCAUCACUUGGCAUUUUCAAACUUCAUUUUCUCCAGCUCAGUAAUGAAGACAACAGCUUUCCCACCCAUUCUCUGUCCCAGGGAUUGAUGACUGAGGUGACCAAUGGAAUUUAAAAGGGAUGUAGUCUUAAAUGCAGUGUGAUAUCCUGUAUUGGAACUUGGAACAACAGCAACAAAAGGACAUUAAUGGAAGAACUGGAAAUCUGAAGAAGGUCUGGAUUUUAGUUAAUUUAUACAAAUGUUGAUAUUGGGGUAGGCUGGGUGCAGAGUAUAUGGGAACUCUGUACUGUAUUUACAACUUUUCUGUUAAUCCAAAACCACUUCCAAAUAAAAGUUUAUUUAAUAAAAAGA
Odocoileus virginianus texanus is the source of this 2504-nucleotide messenger RNA. It is a transcript of the gene SRXN1, whose product is annotated as sulfiredoxin 1. Gene Ontology annotation, cellular component: cytoplasm. Gene Ontology annotation, biological process: cellular response to oxidative stress. Gene Ontology annotation, molecular function: sulfiredoxin activity. The record is from RefSeq and is a predicted model, not a curated record. Lineage: Eukaryota; Metazoa; Chordata; Mammalia; Artiodactyla; Cervidae.